Messenger RNA from Mytilinidion resinicola, 349 nucleotides. RefSeq lists its product as uncharacterized. Bases 54 to 248 code for a protein of 64 amino acids. The transcript has a single exon. The record is from RefSeq and is a predicted model, not a curated record. Lineage: Eukaryota; Fungi; Ascomycota; Dothideomycetes; Mytilinidiales; Mytilinidiaceae.
GCAGAUUCUAGAAGUGAGGACCCUUGGCGACGCCAAGACUCUGAUUCUGGUGAAUGAUCCCUAGGCAGGGCACCUCAGACGGUCUCACCCGGCGAGCAAAGCGAACGAUUACGGGUCACGAUAUCGGCUCUAUAGCUUUAGACUUACUGCUAUAUGCAGAUUUGGAACAGACACAGAAAAGAAGCUGGCGCCAUAUAGCACUUUUGGAAGUCACCUCGCACGUGUUUGAUAGGAGGAAAAGAAAUUGAUGGAAAGGAGCAAUUUGGAAACCCUGAACAGUUUGUUGGAUAUGGAAAUACAAUUUAUAACAUGUCGCCAUACCUACCUAGUGCCUUCAGAUCAGGUGCAC